This is a messenger RNA of Hyaloscypha bicolor E, 1446 nucleotides long. RefSeq names its product Calcium/proton exchanger. The record is from RefSeq and is a predicted model, not a curated record. The annotation marks the transcript as partial. The transcript has 4 exons. Gene Ontology annotation, molecular function: calcium:proton antiporter activity. Gene Ontology annotation, biological process: intracellular calcium ion homeostasis; calcium ion transmembrane transport. NCBI's taxonomy places the organism in Eukaryota, Fungi, Ascomycota, Leotiomycetes, Helotiales, Hyaloscyphaceae. Gene Ontology annotation, cellular component: fungal-type vacuole membrane.
GUAGGCACAUCUCAAUUCCGACAAGAACUGAAGCGCGCGAAGUCAGGGCACAAGGAAAUAAAUUCGAGCGCCGAGAUGCCUCAACCAUCGAACGGAAGCGCGAGCGAGACCACUGGGUUGCUGUCAGGACAGAAUGGAGACGCCCUUGGCAGCCGAACCAUACUGGACUACUUCCGCACGGUAUUCAGCAAGCACCAGACGGCAGGAAUGGAAAGUGAUAACAAGUUCGUAAGGAUUCCAGCACAAGUGCUGCAUGUUACUAAAGUCACAUUGUACAGCAACUAUGUCAAUAUCCUCCUGGUAUUCGUACCGCUGGGUAUAGUUGCUGGUGCCAUGGGCUGGGAUCCCACCACUGUUUUCAUUCUCAAUUUCUUUGCCAUCGUUCCCCUCGCCGCUGUUUUAUCGUUUGCCACGGAAGAAAUCUCGGUGAAGCUUGGUCAGACCAUGGGGGGUCUAUUAAACGCUACAUUUGGCAAUGCUGUGGAAUUGAUCGUCAGUAUCGUGGCGCUCAGGAACGGCGAAAUCAGAAUCGUGCAAUCUAGUAUGUUGGGAAGUAUCCUUUCCAAUAUCCUUCUAGUGCUUGGAUGCUGCUUCUUAGCAGGUGGUAUCCAUAAUACUAGAACAGGAACCGCACGCGGCAUUGAACAGGAUUUCAACUCGACAGUCGCGUCGACCAUGUCUUCUUUAAUGGCCGUUGCAUCGGCUUCUUUGAUCAUCCCAGCUACCCUGUAUGCCGCCCUCGCAGGUUCCAAGGAAGAUACCGGGCGCAAUAUCUUGGUCCUUUCACAUGGCACUGCCAUAAUCCUUCUCAUCCUAUAUGUUCUCUAUCUUGUCUUCCAGCUCCGUACCCACGCCAAUCUUUUCGACGCUGAGCAGGCCGCCGAAGAUGAAGAUGCGGAAGAACCACAGAUGGGGCCUUGGGCUGCUGCUUUCGUUCUUGUGGUUGUCACAAUCGCCGUUGCCAUCUGCGCCGAGUACCUCGUCGAUUCUAUCGAUUCUCUCGUCGAAACUGCCCAUAUCUCAAAGACAUUUAUCGGUCUUAUUCUCCUUCCCAUCGUUGGCAAUGCUGCAGAACAUGUGACGGCCGUGGUCGUGGCGGUGAAAGAUAAGAUGGACCUCGCUAUGGGUGUAGCAAUCGGAAGCUCGAUGCAAAUCGCCCUUCUGGUUACUCCGUUCCUGGUCAUCCUGGGCUGGAUCAUUGACCAACCCAUGACGCUACAUUUCGAGACUUUCGAGACCGUUGUCUUCUUCUUGAGUGUCUUGGUUGUCACAUAUGUUAUUCAGGAUGGCAAGAGCAAUUAUUUGGAAGGAGCUAUGUUGCUUGGUCUCUACAUCAUCAUCGCUCUCGCAUUCUUGGUCUAUCCAGAUGACGCUACGGAUCCUGCUAAGCCAGAACGGAUUGCUGGCAUGGUAGCCAGGUCUGUUAAAACCUUUGUUGGUCUCUAG